This is a messenger RNA of Metarhizium album ARSEF 1941, 1593 nucleotides long. RefSeq names its product subtilisin-like serine protease PR1H. The transcript has 2 exons. The record is from RefSeq and is a predicted model, not a curated record. Gene Ontology annotation, molecular function: serine-type endopeptidase activity. Gene Ontology annotation, biological process: proteolysis. Bases 1 to 1593 code for a protein of 530 amino acids. NCBI's taxonomy places the organism in Eukaryota, Fungi, Ascomycota, Sordariomycetes, Hypocreales, Clavicipitaceae.
AUGAAGACUUUUGUUGCCGCCCUCUCCGUGGUGGGUGUUGCCCAGGCGGGAUUCAGCACCGAGACCAUUCACAAGGGAUCCGCCCCAGUUCUCAGCUCUGUCCACGCUGAAGUCGUUCCUGACUCUUACAUCAUCAAGUUCAAGGACCACGUCAACGAGGCCACGGCCAGCGACCAUCAUAACUGGAUUCAGAACAUUCACAGACAUGGCGAGGAGGAGCGUUUGGAACUCCGCAAGCGUAGCCUCGGAUCCUCAGAGAAGACAUUUGCCGGCAUGAAACAUACGUACAACAUUUCCAGCGGCUUCAAGGGGUAUUCAGGCCACUUCCAUGAGUCCGUCAUUGAGAAGAUACGAAAUCAUCGCGAUGUUGAGUUCAUCGAGAAGGAUACAAUUGUCCACAUUCUGCGCCCUGUCAGCUCCGAGGACUCUGAGCAGGAGGGUUGCAAUCCCGAGACCGAGAAGCAGGCUCCUUGGGGCCUUGCCCGUGUCUCCCAUCGCAAGGGGCUUUCCUUCAGCACCUACAAUAAGUACUUGUAUGCUGAAAAUGGUGGCGAAGGCGUCGACGCCUACGUCAUUGACACUGGUACCAACAUUGAACAUGUCGACUUUGAAGAUCGUGCCAAAUGGGGCGCGACUAUUCCUUCUGGCGAUGCUGAUGAGGAUGGCAACGGCCACGGUACUCACUGCUCUGGAACCAUUGCCGGUAAGAAGUAUGGUGUUGCCAAGAAAGCAACCGUCUAUGCCGUCAAAGUUCUCCGCUCCAACGGCUCUGGCAGCAUGGCAGAUGUUGUGAAGGGUGUUGAAUUCGCCGCCACCAACCACCUUGAGCAGGCUCAGCUUGCCAAGAAUGGCAAGCGAAAGGGGUUCAAGGGUUCCGUCGCCAACAUGUCUCUUGGUGGUGGCAAGACACAGGCUCUGGACGCUGCAGUCAACGCUGCCGUCCAGGCGGGCAUUCAUUUCGCCGUCGCUGCCGGCAAUGAUAACGCCGACGCCUGUAAUUACUCUCCUGCUGCCGCUGAGCUUCCCGUCACUGUCGGUGCCUCUGCCUUUGAUGAUAGCCGUGCUUACUUUUCCAACUAUGGAAAGUGCACCGACAUCUUUGCUCCUGGGCUAAACAUCCUGUCCACCUGGAUCGGCUCCAAGUAUGCUGUCAACACUAUCUCGGGCACUUCCAUGGCAUCUCCUCACAUCUGCGGUCUCCUCGCCUACUAUCUCUCACUUCAUCCGGCCAGUGACUCAGAGUACUCUGUCGCUCCAAUCACUCCCAAGCAGCUCAAGGAUACUCUCAUCGAUAUCUCCACUCAGGACGUCCUCUCCGACAUCCCCAAGGACACACCCAACAAGCUGGCCUGGAAUGGCGGCGGCUGCAGCAAUUACUCCAAGAUUGUUGCUGCCGGUGGCUGGACUGGCGAGCCCAAGGCGUCUGAACUGCAGCCGGUUGAGAACUCUGUCAAGAAGGAGAUGAAGAUUCUUACCCACAAGGUCUCCCAUGGCGUCAAGGACUUGGGCGAUAAGACUGAAGAGUUCGUCGCAAAGAUUCACGACGUCGUCGACAAGGAGAUUGAGCACUUCGUCUCCGAGAUCUCGCUGUAA